GUUUGGUUGAAUGAGACUGGAUUAAACAAAUUCGGGAGAAAGGACUGCCAACAUGGAACCUGAUGUAAUUUUGACACAAACUAUUAAAGGCAAACUGACAAAUUUUUUAGAGCACACAGAUUCAUCGAAACAAUCCAAGGAAAUUCGUGAUUUAAUAGAAAAAGAUGCUGGAAUCAUUCCAUUCAGAUUGAUCAAAUAUGUAUUUGACAGGCAUCAGAGUAAAGAUGCAGGAAAGAAAAAAGAAUACCUAAAUGAAUGGUUGGAAGGAAGCACACUGCAUUUACCAGCUUAUGAACCACCACCAAGGAACCCAGAGCUGGAAGCUCGAAUACAACGCUUAAAAGCUGAACAAGCAAACCGAGAGUACAAAGAGAUGGUCAGGAGUGUAGAUAAAGAACAGAAAUUAGAUACAGACUCAUUUGGAAAAGAAGUAAAAGCCAUGAACUCUCACAUUUUAUCGUUCAUCAACUUUGUGGUGACUGUGGGGGGAGCUUUUGCCUUUGGAUACAAGGCGACAGAAUACACAUUCAGUGGAAACAAUGCAUUUUUGGCACAAAUGAUGACAGGGCUACUAUUUGCUUCAGUGGUGUUCUGUGCCGACCUUUACUUUCUGAUCAGAGAAGCUUCUUGACAAAUCGAAAAUUUUGUGUUUAUGUAACAUUUGUAUCUCAUUUAAUAUAUGUAAAUAAUAUAAAAUAUGUACUGUAAUCAAUGUGGUAUUAUAUAGUGGUAGUUAGUGAUAGAAUGACUGGUCAUUGUGUUGAGAGAGAGAGAGAGAGAGAGAGAGAGAGAGAGCACAAUUUUGUAACCUUUUAUUAAAAAUGCACAGUAAAAUCUAUUUCCAAAAAAAAAUGAAAUAGUGACUGUAGUGUAUAGUAAUUCAUCUGUUGGGAUUGUAUCCUUCAUGCAUCUUGUUUUGCAACAAAAUUAGCUUGCCAUUAAAUGUUGAUCACAGUAUCAAUGGAAGUUUGAAUCCCUUAUUUUGAAGUUAACCAUGAUGAAUUGAAUAUACACUGUCAAACCAUACAUUUCCACUCAAGAAAGGACCGCUAAAUAAUGUUGCCAUUUACAGGCAAGUCAUGAACACAAUUUUAAGAGAAUGAUUUUUGAAGUGAACAAAAAAAAAUAGAAUUUUAUCUAGUCAGGGGUUUAAUUUCCAAACAGUUAUUUUCAACCCUUAAUGUACUUCAUGAUUGUGAUAUAAUUAUGGUAUUUAUGCAGACUUACAUGUGUGUAUCUUAAAUAAUACAUAUUAGAAAAAUAAAAACAUUAAAUUU
This is a messenger RNA of Magallana angulata, 1277 nucleotides long. RefSeq names its product transmembrane protein 199-like. Gene Ontology annotation, biological process: vacuolar proton-transporting V-type ATPase complex assembly. The transcript has 6 exons. The record is from RefSeq and is a predicted model, not a curated record. NCBI's taxonomy places the organism in Eukaryota, Metazoa, Mollusca, Bivalvia, Ostreida, Ostreidae. The coding region runs from base 53 to 631 and encodes 192 amino acids. Gene Ontology annotation, cellular component: endomembrane system.